GAGGAACAGUAGCAGCACCAGCAGCAGCAACCUGAGGCUCAGGUUGAGACUCGGUUGCACUCGAGAGCGCCGAUGAUCGCGGGCUCAAAAACAACUGCGCGGUUUGCAAGCCGUGUCAAGCUGACAGAAGCCACGGGACGCAAGCGGCGCAUGUACCGGAAACGGCGCGAGAGCUGCGGCUCGGCUUCAGGGGCUGAAUUCCUUCUCAGAAACCACCAGGCCGCGCACCGGCCCGGGAAGCCGGCGCGCUGCUCGGGCGCCGCGAAGCGAGAGGCCCCGGCAGAGAAUGGCA
This is a messenger RNA of Amoebophrya sp. A120, 292 nucleotides long. The record is from the annotation of a GenBank genome assembly. NCBI's taxonomy places the organism in Eukaryota, Dinophyceae, Syndiniales, Amoebophryaceae.